UUACGCUGAAGAUUCAGCAGCUGAUGUCAGUGCAGAGACGGAGCCAAAGCUCACUGAGUUAUUGUUCGAUUUAACGAGUCCUCUGCCGAUUAAAACGUGUUAAACUACCGGUGCUCUGUUCAGAAACGGUUAACACCGUCGGUAACCGGGAACGGACACAUCCGGGUGCUGAAACUGCUUUAGGACGAACCGGUAACUUUGGUGAUGUGCGUACCUGCGCAGAUGGCGACGCUCUGAGGGUGACAGCGGCAGAGACCUCACCCUUCCUCCCCUCCUCCUCCUGCUUCCCUCCCCGAACGCUGCACAGAUGUUUUCACUCGAUCAGGAAAACAUCUCCACCUCCCCUGCUUCCACCAAAGGACCAGUCAAAUAUGGAGAGCUCAUUGUGCUGGGGCUCCACCGCAGAGCUUUCACCGUAGCCUACGCUGUGAGCAACAAGGAGCAGCACAGUAUUUCCUACACUCUGUCCCGGGCGCAGACGGUGGUGGUGGAGUACACGCACGACAGCAACACUGACAUGUUCCAGAUCGGUCGCUCCACGGAGACUCCCAUUGACUUUGUGGUGACGGACACGCUGCUGCCCGGUGGUCAGAGCCAAGCUGACGGCCAGACGGUCCAGAGCACCAUCUCCCGCUUCGCCUGCCGCAUCAUCUGCCAAAGGAAUCCUCCUUACUCCGCACGCAUCUACGCCGCCGGCUUCGACUCGUCCAAGAACAUCUUCCUCGGGGAGAAGGCGGCCAAGUGGAGGAUGCAGGACGGUCAGAUGGACGGGCUGACCACCAACGGCGUUCUGGUGAUGCACCCGCGCCACGGCUUCAGCCAGGGCUCCAAACCUGGCGUGUGGAGGGAAAUGUCCGUCUGCGGAAGCGUCUUCACGCUGCGGGAAACCAGAUCAUCUCAGCAGAGAGGCAAGAUGGUGGACUCGGAGUCUAACGAGCUGGUGGACGGCUCCCUCGUCGACCUGUGCGGCGCCACCCUGCUGUGGCGGACGGCGGCCGGCCUGGCGCGCACGCCCACGGUCAAACACCUGGAGGCGCUGCGGCAGGAGCUGAACGCCGGGCGGCCGCAGUGCCCCGUGGGCCUCAACACGCUGGCGUUCCCCAGCCUUCGCCGCAAAGACGUCCCGGACGAGAAGCAGCCCUGGGCCUACCUGCGCUGCGGCCACGUGCACGGCUACCACGGCUGGGGCGGGCGCCGCGACCCCGCGGUGGACGCCGAGCGCCAGGAGAGGGAGUGCCCCAUGUGCCGCACGCGGGGCCCGUACAAGCCGCUGUGGCUGGGCUGCGAGGCGGGCUUCUACCUGGACGCCGAGCCGCCGACGCACGCCUUCGUGCCCUGCGGCCACGUGUGCUCGGGGAUGACCACGGCGUACUGGAGUCAGAUCCCGCUGCCGCACGGCACGCACGCCUUCCACGCCGCCUGCCCGUUCUGCAUCCAGCCGCUGGGCGUAGAGGCCGGCUGCGUCAGACUCAUCUUCCAGAGCCCGCUGGACUAGAGUCAGCCGGGACUACUUCUUCUCUCCUUCCAGAGCCCGCUGGACUAGAGUCGGCCGGGACUACUUCUUCUCUCCUUCCAGAGCCCGCUGGACUAGAGUCGGCCGGG
Perca fluviatilis (European perch) is the source of this 1602-nucleotide messenger RNA. Its product is annotated as E3 ubiquitin-protein ligase pellino homolog 1-like. Gene Ontology annotation, biological process: regulation of Toll signaling pathway; protein K48-linked ubiquitination. The record is from RefSeq and is a predicted model, not a curated record. NCBI's taxonomy places the organism in Eukaryota, Metazoa, Chordata, Actinopteri, Perciformes, Percidae. Gene Ontology annotation, molecular function: protein binding; ubiquitin protein ligase activity. Bases 308 to 1495 code for a protein of 395 amino acids. The transcript is spliced from 7 exons.